AUGGAGAGGCGAAAGCUCAAGCUGAGAAGGGACCAUUUCGUCGUGGCGAUGGAGCACGUGGGUUUCGCAGAGCCAUCUGAGAUUCUCGCGCUGCUGGGUCAAAUGGCGCGGCUGAGUCUUGAUGGAGGCGACAUUGCACUUGGCAGGGCCAUAGUUUCCUGCACGACCGCAAAGCGCUGGUCCUGUGCAGUGGAGUUGCUACAGCAUGCCCAACAGAGUCGAGUGAGGAUCCCCCCUUCACACUUUGACUCUGGCACACUGGUCUGCGAGAAAUUGGGGGAGACGAAGCUCAUGCUCGAGCUCGUUGCUUCAAGGAUUCGUGAUGGAGGGCCUUUGCGUGACGAGACUGCUUUUCGUGCCUGGCAUGCUGCCAUCGACCUUUCGGCGGAACUGGUGCAGGCUGCGUGUCAGCCGGAUGAUGUCGAGUUCGGGAAGGUGGCAAAACUUGUCAGCCCGUCGGCAGCAGAAAUCGUUGCUGCAGUCGGCCUGGAGGGUUUCCACUUGGACUUGUCCAAGACCGAAACUGAUGCCGCGGAAGCGAAGCGGAUCAUCAAGAGGAUGAAGUCGAUAAAACUACCGCCAAACGCUCUUUCGUAUCAAAGAGCCCUCGAUGCUUGUGCCCGGAGGGACGAAUGGUCGGCGGGCGGCGAUUUCCUGACUGGCAUGCAUGCCAAACAGAUUUCUUUGCCGGCGAGCUACUGGCAGAAUCGGCAACACAUGUCCUGUCAAAUUUUGGAGAAGAAGUGCAGCUUGGUCUCGGAUGUACUGCCUGUUUUCAUUCAAUUGCAAGCCUGCGGUGUCAGUCUGACUUCGUACCACUACAUCGUGGGUCUCCGCCAUGUUUCCGACGACGUCAUAAAAACGCGAGCCUUUCUGAAGCAGAUGAGCGACAUGGCAGUGAAUCCCAACCCGUACACUCUCUUCCAGGGCUUUUCUGCAUGCAGUACUGCUGGAUCCUGGGACGCGGCUUGUGACUUUCUUCGAGCAAUGGUCGACAGAGGCUUGCUUCGGACCGACGAAGUGGACUACGAUGGGGAAAACCUGGUUCCACUGGUUCCGAGCUCCAGAAGGGAUCGUCUAGAGCUGCUUUCCGACAUGUUUUCCAAGGCUGGCAUGUGGGAAGAGGCACUGCUUUGGUUUGCAGGCCUUUCACGGGUCGGAGUGCUUCCGAAGCAAGCUGAUUUUGUGGACGUCAUUACGGCGCUGUCAAGCUCCCGGCAAUGGCAGCUAGCAUCAACAUUACUUCGUGAUGUUCCCGACCGGAUUUUCACGGAAGGAAUGCUUGCAGACCUCGUUGACCGAACAGACGACUGGAGGAUCUUGUUAGAGCUGCUGGCUCGGCUGAAACCGACAGGACCUUCGAGCGAUGCCUAUUACACCGCAACCAUAGCAGCCUGCGGCAGGGCUUCGGAGUGGGAGAGAGCAAUCAGUCUUUUGGGAGAAUCGGCUUCCGAAGCCAUCUAUGGUGCUGCCAUAAAUGCCUGUGACAAGGGAGGAGAGCAGCUGCGCGCGAUGCAGCUCAUGGACGAGAUGUGUAGAAGGAAGUUGGCGCCAGGGGAAGUCGCUUUCAGCGGAGUGCUGGCAGCAUGUCGUAGAAGAGCAGCAUUGGGCUCCUGUGCAGCAGGAUCGGCCUGGAGAAGGGCUCUUGGCCUUGUGGAGGACAUGUCUGCAAGCGAAGUGCCCCCAAAUCAAAUCUGCUAUAACCAGCUGCUGGAUGCUGUCGUGCGUGAGCCUGUGAGCUUCUCGAUCUUCCGGAAGGGUCUGGAAGCGAACGUGUGGCCCGGGAUCCUCACAAAAGACGACAUCUUAGAUGUGCAUUCCUUCUCACCAGGUGCCGCCGCCAUCGCAGUGCUUUGGUGGCUGGCCGAGGUGGUGCCCUCUUUCACCCACGGAUCGAGCGGCCGUUUAAAAAUCAUUACCGGCUAUGGCAAGUCUCGCAAGGAUUGGAGUUUCUCGAACUCGAAGGAGCAGGGUGUUCAGGAUCGUGUGUUGCAGGUCCUCCAACAUGCCGGAAUUCCGUGCCAAGUGAACUCGCGAAAUCGCGGCGUCGUCAACCUCGAUCUGACCGGCAUCCCGGUUGAAUCUCUGCAGCGGCUCUUUCCGAAGCAGAGCUCCGCA
Messenger RNA from Symbiodinium sp. CCMP2592, 2118 nucleotides. NCBI's taxonomy places the organism in Eukaryota, Dinophyceae, Suessiales, Symbiodiniaceae. The record is from the annotation of a GenBank genome assembly.